Molecule: messenger RNA, 1759 nt
Organism: Sinocyclocheilus grahami
Lineage: Eukaryota; Metazoa; Chordata; Actinopteri; Cypriniformes; Cyprinidae
Product: cytochrome b-245 heavy chain-like
Exons: 10
Biological process (GO): defense response; superoxide anion generation
Cellular component (GO): NADPH oxidase complex; plasma membrane
Molecular function (GO): superoxide-generating NAD(P)H oxidase activity
Source: RefSeq, a predicted model, not a curated record
GUGCCUGGAUGCCUUCUGUAUCUAUGGUAGUGCCGGAAAGGUGGAGGAGCCGUAUGUCACCAUCACCCGUAAGAAGCAGAUGCCCCGGGAAGGGCAGACUGAGGAGGUGGAGCAGGAAGUGGGGCAGGCAGAGGGGAAGUUAGUCACCCACCGGGCCGCUUUCGCCAGGACCUCUGUCAUACAGGCCUUCCUGGGCUCUGCACCCCAGCUCACACUGCAGCUCUACAUCUGUGUGCUGCAGAAAGGGGUGUCCAUCGCUAGAGAUAUUCUUCCAGCCAUCCACAUCAUAGCUCACUUGUUCAACUUUGAGAGAUUCAUGGAUUCCCAGCUUAUGAUCAACAGCAGUUACCUGCCUUACGUGCUUUCUCAGAUGGGCAACAAUGACAAUAAAUCCUACCUGAAUCCUAUCAGAACCAAUGAGACGAACCCAACCAUAGUGAUGUUUACUACUAUAGCAGGACUGACAGGGGUGGUCAUCACCCUCGCCCUCAUCCUCAUCAUCACUUCCUCCAUGGAGGUCAUCAGAAGGUCAUAUUUCGAGGUGUUCUGGUUCACCCAUCACCUGUUCAUCCUCUUUUUCAUUGGUUUGGUGCUUCAUGGAGUCGGGCGUAUUGUGCGAGGCCAGACUCUAGAAAGUGUAAAAGUGCACAACCCAGAUGAAUGUCACAGCCAGUUCGAGACGUGGGGUAAAAAUGGCACCAACUGCCCAGAACCUGUCUUUGCUGGGAAUCCCCCGAUGACAUGGAAGUGGGUGGUUGGCCCCAUGAUUCUAUAUGUAUGUGAGAGACUGGUGCGCUUCUAUCGCUCACAGCAGAAAGUGGUUAUCACCAAGGUAGUGAUGCACCCAUCCAAGACCCUUGAGCUGCAGAUGAAGAAGAAGGGCUUUAAGAUGGAGGUCGGUCAGUAUGUUUUCAUCCAGUGCCCGUCCAUCUCUCAGCUAGAGUGGCAUCCCUUUACCUUGACCUCUGCCCCGGAGGAAGACCACUUAAGCGUGCAUAUCCGAAUUGUUGGAGAUUGGACACAAGCCCUUUAUACGGCCUGUGGAGGUGACAAAACCGUGGUGCUGGAUGCUUGGACACUACCAAAGGUGGCUGUGGAUGGGCCAUUUGGGACGGCCAGUGAGGAUGUCUUUCGUUAUGAAGUUGUGAUGCUGGUCGGUGCUGGUAUUGGUGUGACACCUUUCGCUUCUGUUCUGAAGUCUGUGUGGUACAAACACGUCCAGGAGAACAAAAAUGUCUUCACCAAAAAGAUCUAUUUCUAUUGGCUGUGUCCGGAGACACAGGCUUUCGAAUGGUUUGCAGACCUGCUGCAGAGUUUGGAAAGACAGAUGAUGGAGAGAGACAUGAGCGAUUUCCUUAGUUACAACAUUUAUCUAACGCGCUGGAAGGAUGCUGAGGCGGCCCAUUUUAGAGUUCAAUAUGAGGCGGAAGAUGAUCCCAUUACUGGGCUUAAGCAGAAGACUCUGUACGGUAAACCCAACUGGGACAAUGAGUUCAGUGCCAUUGCUACCCAACACCCAGGUUCAAAAGUAGGCGUUUUUCUAUGUGGUCCUAUGGCUUUGGCCACAGCUCUGGGAAAGCAGUGCAUUUCACACACUGAAUCUGGAACUGAGUUUAUAUUCAACAAAGAAAACUUCUGAUGUGCUUCAAAGUGUCAACUCAUAUGUAUCAGAGCUGAAAAAAUACUGAAAAAUCCUUAAACCACUGCAUAAGAUAUUCAGACUUGUUUUCAAAUAUUGUAUCUUGAGUGUAAGUAGAUU